GAAACACAGAGGGGUCUUCUCUCGCCCUGCAUAUAAUUAGCCUGCACACAAAGGGAGCAGCUGAAUGGAGGUUGUCACUCUCUGGAAAAGGAUUUCUGACCGAGCGCUUCCAAUGGACAUUCUCCAGUCUCUCUGGAAAGAUUCUCGCUAAUGGAUUUCCUGCUGCUCGGUCUCUGUCUACACUGGCUGCUGAGGAGGCCCUCGGGGGUGGUCUUGUGUCUGCUGGGGGCCUGCUUUCAGAUGCUGCCCGCCGCCCCCAGCGGGUGCCCGCAGCUGUGCCGGUGCGAGGGGCGGCUGCUGUACUGCGAGGCGCUCAACCUCACCGAGGCGCCCCACAACCUGUCCGGCCUGCUGGGCUUGUCCCUGCGCUACAACAGCCUCUCGGAGCUGCGCGCCGGCCAGUUCACGGGGUUAAUGCAGCUCACGUGGCUCUAUCUGGAUCACAAUCACAUCUGCUCCGUGCAGGGGGACGCCUUUCAGAAACUGCGCCGAGUUAAGGAACUCACGCUGAGUUCCAACCAGAUCACCCAACUGCCCAACACCACCUUCCGGCCCAUGCCCAACCUGCGCAGCGUGGACCUCUCGUACAACAAGCUGCAGGCGCUCGCGCCCGACCUCUUCCACGGGCUGCGGAAGCUCACCACACUGCAUAUGCGGGCCAACGCCAUCCAGUUUGUGCCCGUGCGCAUCUUCCAGGACUGCCGCAGCCUCAAGUUUCUCGACAUCGGAUACAAUCAGCUCAAGAGUCUGGCGCGCAACUCUUUCGCCGGCUUGUUUAAGCUCACCGAGCUGCACCUCGAGCACAACGACUUGGUCAAGGUGAACUUCGCCCACUUCCCGCGCCUCAUCUCCCUGCACUCGCUCUGCCUGCGGAGGAACAAGGUGGCCAUUGUGGUCAGCUCGCUGGACUGGGUUUGGAACCUGGAGAAAAUGGACUUGUCGGGCAACGAGAUCGAGUACAUGGAGCCCCAUGUGUUCGAGACCGUGCCGCACCUGCAGUCCCUGCAGCUGGACUCCAACCGCCUCACCUACAUCGAGCCCCGGAUCCUCAACUCUUGGAAGUCCCUGACAAGCAUCACCCUGGCCGGGAACCUGUGGGACUGCGGGCGCAACGUGUGUGCCCUAGCCUCGUGGCUCAGCAACUUCCAGGGGCGCUACGAUGGCAACUUGCAGUGCGCCAGCCCGGAGUACGCACAGGGCGAGGACGUCCUGGACGCCGUGUACGCCUUCCACCUGUGCGAGGAUGGGGCCGAGCCCACCAGCGGCCACCUGCUCUCGGCCGUCACCAACCGCAGUGAUCUGGGGCCCCCUGCCAGCUCGGCCACCACGCUCGCGGACGGCGGGGAGGGGCAGCACGACGGCACAUUCGAGCCUGCCACCGUGGCUCUCCCAGGCGGCGAGCACGCCGAGAACGCCGUGCAGAUCCACAAGGUGGUCACGGGCACCAUGGCCCUCAUCUUCUCCUUCCUCAUCGUGGUCCUGGUGCUCUACGUGUCGUGGAAGUGUUUCCCAGCCAGCCUCAGGCAGCUCAGACAGUGCUUUGUCACGCAGCGCAGGAAGCAAAAGCAGAAACAGACCAUGCAUCAGAUGGCUGCCAUGUCUGCCCAGGAAUACUACGUUGAUUACAAACCGAACCACAUUGAGGGAGCCCUGGUGAUCAUCAACGAGUAUGGCUCGUGUACCUGCCACCAGCAGCCCGCGAGGGAAUGCGAGGUGUGAUUGUCCCAGUGGCUCUCAACCCAUGCGCUACCAAAUACGCCUGGGCAGCCGGGACGGGCCGGCGGGCACCAGGCUGGGGUCUCCUUGUCUGUGCUCUGAUAUGCUCCUUGACUGAAACUUUAAGGGGAUCUCUCCCAGAGACUUGACAUUUUAGCUUUAUUGUGUCUUAAAAACAAAAGCGAAUUAAAACACAACAAAAAACCCCACCCCACAACCUUCAGGACAGUCUAUCUUAAAUUUCAUAUGAGAACUCCUUCCUCCCUUUGAAGAUCUGUCCAUAUUCAGGAAUCUGAGAGUGUAAAAAAGUUCUGUCAACAGAUUCAGUCCCCAGUCCUCCUUCUCUGAGCAGACCUCUCACCCGCAGCAUAUACCUGCUAGAUCUUCUAAGAGCUGAAAUGGAGACUUCUGGAAGAAGGUGGGAAAGAAAUCCAUCUCGGCUUAAUUAACCAUUUAUCGCAUCAUAUUACUCCCAUCUUAAAAGUGCACGCGUUGUUUUUCUGAACCCUCACACAAAGGCUACUACUGUGGUCCCAUAUCUGUCGGCCCAUGAGAAACAGUGUUCUUGGACCUCACAGCCAAGCAGCAAUGAACUGCAGCAAAAUCCAGCAACACAUUCAGCAGCGAGCAGCCUGCUGAGCUCCACUGGUUUAUCCGGGGCCACCAACCCCAAAGAAUUGGGAUGAAAGCAGAUGUGAGAGAGGAAAAGGAUCUGUUUUUGUUUUAUUUUCUACCAGGCCCAGCUCUUUGUGGGGGGAAUAAAAAAGAAGAAAAAUCGAGCUCCAAGCUGGUGCCCUGCCAAGCUUCCUCCCCUCCCUUCCUAGUCCAAGCACUCCACCGUCUGUGCAGACUGCAUAACAGCAAUUUCUGGAAACAGGCUGAAGAAUCUGGGCCAGUCCAGAGGCAGUGGAUUCCUGGUUUAUGUGUGGUGGGGUUUUUAGGAAUUUUAUUUUUCACCUUAAUUCUUUCAACAACUGCCAGCUGUUUGA
Molecule: messenger RNA, 2705 nt
Organism: Gorilla gorilla gorilla (western lowland gorilla)
Lineage: Eukaryota; Metazoa; Chordata; Mammalia; Primates; Hominidae
Gene: LRRTM1
Product: leucine rich repeat transmembrane neuronal 1
Exons: 3
Coding region: 151-1719 (522 amino acids)
Cellular component (GO): extracellular matrix
Molecular function (GO): protein binding
Source: RefSeq, a predicted model, not a curated record